This is a messenger RNA of Paraglomus occultum, 441 nucleotides long. Lineage: Eukaryota; Fungi; Glomeromycota; Glomeromycetes; Paraglomerales; Paraglomeraceae. The record is from the annotation of a GenBank genome assembly.
AUGGAAUACUCAUUUCUUUCACGCGAAAAAUUUAAUCAAAUUGUUGAGAAACAUAUCGAGAAUCUGUCGAAAUCCGACAAGAGCAUAGUUACGGAAGAAAUGGCACAACGACUCAUUUAUCUUGUUGAGAAUAAUUUUGAAGAUACGUCUGCUGACCAUAACACAAUUAGAUGGGCGCGAAAUUUCACAGAGGAGAUGUAUUCAAUCUUUUGUCGUAUCCAUAACGGUGAUAUGGGAGAAGGUCAUGGAGGCCAGAAUGCGACAUGGAUUGCUCUCAACGCGCAAUACUGUUGCUUUCCUCAGAAUAUAUGCAACCAGCAAGCAGGACCCCAUAAACAUUUAAAGAGGAAACGGCCAGGAGGAAAUCGCAUGAAAGCGGCCAUUAGGAAAACUCCAGAAGGAAAACCUAUAAUCUCUGCUCGAUUUCUUCAACAUGUACAG